AUGAAGAUUGCUGGUUACCUGUAUGGAGUGAGCCCACCUGACAACCCCCAGGUGAAGGAGAUCCGCUGUAUUGUAAUGCCUCCACAGUGGGGCACACAUCAGACUGUGCACCUGCCUAUUUCACUACCUAACCAGGAAUAUCUUAAGGAAAUGGAGCCCUUGGGUUGGAUCCACACUCAGCCUAAUGAACUUCCCCAGCUGUCCCCACAGGACAUCACAACCCAUGCCAAGGUGAUGUCUGAUAACCCUGCCUGGGACGGAGAGAAGACCGUCAUAAUUACAUGCAGCUUCACCCCUGGGUCCUGCUCCUUGACUGCCUACAAGUUGACCCCCAGUGGCUAUGAGUGGGGCAGACAGAACACGGACAAAGGAAACAACCCCAAGGGAUAUCUACCAUCACAUUAUGAGAAAGUGCAGAUGUUGCUGUCUGAUAGAUUCCUAGGCUUUUUCAUGGUACCUAGUGUUGGAUCAUGGAAUUAUAAUUUCAUGGGUGUCCGUCAUGACCCCAACAAGAAGUAUGAGUUACAGUUGGCUAACCCCAAAGAGUUUUACCAUGAAGUGCACAGGCCAUCCCAUUUUCUGAACUUCAGCAGCAUAGAGGAAGGAGAGUUCAUGAACUCUGACAGAGAGGAUAUGUUUGCUUAGUUCACUCACCAAGUAUUUUUGAAAAGGAAAAAAUAUCUUUAGAUUGGCAAAAAAUUAUGGGUUGGACAACUUUUUAUGAAGUAGAAUUUGAGGACUUCAUUAAUUGCAGGUCACUUUAAACAAGGCCCUUGCAUAGAACUGUAAAUAAAUGUUACAAAACAAAGAUUUUUUAAAAGAAGUUUCAUGUGAAGUAGAUAAAAUGGAAAGAACUUUGUGUCAAGACCAAAGAAUCAAAAUGUA
Molecule: messenger RNA, 885 nt
Organism: Lingula anatina
Lineage: Eukaryota; Metazoa; Brachiopoda; Lingulata; Lingulida; Lingulidae
Product: pre-mRNA-processing-splicing factor 8
Biological process (GO): spliceosomal tri-snRNP complex assembly; mRNA splicing, via spliceosome
Cellular component (GO): U5 snRNP; catalytic step 2 spliceosome
Molecular function (GO): U1 snRNA binding; metallopeptidase activity; U2 snRNA binding
Source: RefSeq, a predicted model, not a curated record